AGCGGAUAAACCUUUACAGACACACUGAAGCGGCUCUUCUGGCAGCUUUCUGAGAAGAAGUGUAGCUGACGUUGUUGAUUUAAAACAGAACAUGAAUGAAGAAGAGCUGGUGGAGUACUUCAGGGCUCAGAUGAGCAGAGACCCAGACAUGGCCUCUGCUGUGGCCGCGAUCCGCACUCUGCUGGAGUUCCUCAAGAGAGACAAAGGUGAAACGAUCCUGGGCCUGAGGGAGAGCCUGACGGGGGCCACAGACCGCCUGACAGGAGUGGACUCCUCUGUGGCUGUGUCCUCAGGAGGAGAGCUCUUCCUGCGCUUCAUAAGUCUCACAUCGCUGGAGCACGAGUUCCUCUGUCAGGAUCUGUCUCGCUGUAAGAAGGUGAUGGAGGAGAGAGGGGAACUUUUUCUAGAGAAGAUCUCAAUGUCCAGGACCAAAGUGGCUAAGCUCUGUCACACCUUCAUCAAAGACGGCGCUAAAAUCCUGACUCACUCGUACUCCAGAGUCGUCCUCCGGGUGCUGGAAAAGGCUGCAGCUGAGAAGAAGCGCUUCUCUGUCUAUGUGACUGAAUCGCAGCCGGACUCGGCCGGGCGACAGAUGGCAGACGCCCUGAGAAAACUCAAUGUUCCAGUGACAGUAGUCCUGGAUGCAGCUGUGGGGUAUGUCUUGGAGAAAGUAGAUCUAGUUAUUGUCGGUGCAGAGGGAGUCGUUGAGAGCGGAGGAAUCAUCAACAAGAUCGGCACUUAUCAGACGGCCGUGUGCUCCAAAGCGCACAACAAGCCCUUCUACGUCGUGGCAGAGAGUUUCAAAUUCGUCCGCCUCUAUCCGCUCAACCAACAGGACGUGCCUGAUAAAUUUAAGUACAAAGCAGACACGCUGAAGACGGUCCAGAACCUGUCGGAGGAGCAUCCCAUGAUCGACUACACGCCUCCCUCCCUCAUCACCCUCCUCUUCACUGACCUGGGAGUCCUCACCCCGUCUGCUGUCAGCGACGAACUCAUCAAGCUCUAUUUAUAACUCAAUAAAAUCAUCAAAGGGUGAACAAA
This is a messenger RNA of Sebastes umbrosus (honeycomb rockfish), 1041 nucleotides long. RefSeq names its product eukaryotic translation initiation factor 2B, subunit 1 alpha (gene eif2b1). Gene Ontology annotation, molecular function: translation initiation factor activity; guanyl-nucleotide exchange factor activity. NCBI's taxonomy places the organism in Eukaryota, Metazoa, Chordata, Actinopteri, Perciformes, Sebastidae. Gene Ontology annotation, cellular component: eukaryotic translation initiation factor 2B complex. The record is from RefSeq and is a predicted model, not a curated record. Gene Ontology annotation, biological process: translational initiation. The transcript is spliced from 9 exons. Bases 92 to 1012 code for a protein of 306 amino acids.